Molecule: messenger RNA, 1653 nt
Organism: Entamoeba invadens IP1
Lineage: Eukaryota; Evosea; Mastigamoebida; Endamoebidae
Exons: 1
Coding region: 1-1653 (550 amino acids)
Source: RefSeq, a predicted model, not a curated record
AUGACAUCCCUUGAACACAUCUUCCUUAAAAAUGUUGUGUUGUAUUUAGAAGACUUGGAAGAUGUUGUCAACUUUAUUUUAAUGAACAAGAAAUGUACAACAUCAGUACAGACGAUGUAUAUCAACCCUUACAAAUUAUCAACAGAAGAGUCUUUGGAAAAAAUAAAGAAAUUGUUUUCAGUUCUUCAGACAUUUUAUUUAGUAUUUGAUGAAAUAAAUAAUUUCACUGAUAUGAAGCUUGACAGUGUUUCAUUGAUUGAAUUGGACUUCACUAGUUUUGCUUAUAAAGAUUAUCAAAUGUUCCAUUCCCUUUGUUUCACUGAAAAGGUGAAAAAAUUGCGUAUGUUCAAUAUCCCAUACAUUCAAAAGGCGCACUUCUUUUCUGAAUACAAAACACUCAGUGAAGUCAUGCUAUGGUGUUCAUGUCAAAGCAAAGAACUUUAUUUCAUUCCUGACGUCGCAACACUUCGGAAGUUCACGCUUGUAUUCCCGAUUGCUCAAAUAACCAAAGUCGUGCAACUUGAUUUUAAGAAACGAGCCAAUGUGAAAUUUGUUUUGGUGAUAUAUGACACUUAUUCGUAUCAAGAAAAUUUAAUUUGUAAUGUGUUGGAUGGUCUUCCUCCAAACGUCGAAGUCUAUGCACAAUUUAUGUCACUGAAUCUGAUGACAUAUCCAUAUGUCCCUCCAUUUCAUUAUUCAACACUUAAAGAAAAAGAACUUGGUGAGUCUUAUUUCUUUGUUGAUACCAUUGAUGAGAAGCGAGUGAUUGUCUAUUCUAAUGUUGUGAACUGUGAUGAAGUUGCUGAACAACUGUUAACAAAAUCACUCCUUGAUCAAAUUGAAAUACACACAUCAGUGUUGGAUUUGCAGAGGCUUCCAGUUCUUGAUUUCACACACUCAACAACCAUCAAGACAAUAUUAAUAUCGUGUAAGGGAGUUGCAAAAGUGUAUGUACCCAAAACCAUUGAAGUGAUUACCCUCUCCGAGUUUAGAGGAGACGUUUGCAUGGACGAGUGCAAACCAAGAUGUGUUAAUAUUUCUCAGUACAACGGACAACCAGUGGUGAUUAACACUGACAAAUUGAAACGGUUUAUAAUGGACCUUUCACCUGCUAAUGUUGUGACGUUUGUGCACAAAGGAAAAGUGUAUGAUGGAGUGUAUAUUGUGGAUUGUGAGCAGAUGGAAGAGUUUCAAAUAUAUGGGAUUUACCAACUGCGGAUGUUAUUAAAUUACUUGGUGGUUAAAGGGGGGGUUGAGUUGUAUCGGUUCAGAGCGAUGUCGUUCUGUUUAGUUCUUGGAAAACUGAGUAUAAAAAAUUUGUAUGGAGAUGUCGACUUAUCUAACUUUGAAUGUUACUCAAUUGAGUUGGAGAGUGACGUACAAGACUGCACAAACAAUGUGAAGAUUGGGAAUACAACAGAAGUGAGUGUCAUUGGAGGAAUUUAUGGUACUAUCGAAGUGGGUAAAAUUAAUACAAUAACAUUCACAGGAACAAAAGUUAAAAAUCUCUUGAUGACUUAUGUGGAUAAUGUUGUAUUCGAUCAGUUGACCACAUUUGAUAGUAUGAAAGUAGAAACAAUAUGGAGAAUACAAGGAAACAAAAGACUGAUUAAACAAUUUAAAAUGAACAAUAAGGCGAAUAUGAAUUUAUGA